Molecule: messenger RNA, 2003 nt
Organism: Vigna umbellata (rice bean)
Lineage: Eukaryota; Viridiplantae; Streptophyta; Magnoliopsida; Fabales; Fabaceae
Source: RefSeq, a predicted model, not a curated record
UAUCAUUACCCGCCUGUUCCGCCGCCUCUUUCUAUUCUGACCGAACCCUCCACGUGACCUCCCCACAACAAAACUAUCAUCAAAAAACACCAUGUCACUCUUUAUCUCACCGUCACCCUCGCUUACCCUCCACCCCCAUGCGUACGUUAGCCCCUCCAUGUCCGUCCUACGCCGCCUCCAUCUAAACCUUCGCUCCAGCCGCCGCCGCCUCGCCACCGUUUCCGCCGCUGUUCGUCAGGACACUACCGUCUGGACCCCAGCCCCACUCUCCGAGGUCGAGCCCGCUGCCGAGUCGCUCUUCCACGUCGCCAUCGACGUGUCUGACGCGCCUGACCUCGCCGCGUCCCACACAAUCGCCGGGCAGUACCUCCAGCUCCGCGUGCCCGACUCGUCCAAGCCCUCGUUCCUCGCCAUUGCAUCGCCGCCGAAGCUGGCCGCGAAGCAUGGCGUGUUCGAGUUCCUCGUGAAGAGCGUGGCGGGGUCCACCGCGGAAGCCCUGUGCGCGUUGAAGAGAGGCGAUGUGGUUGAACUAAGCCAAGUCAUGGGAAACGGAUUCAACAUCGAUCUGAUCGAGCCGCCCGAGAAAUAUGGAACCGUUAUCGUCUUCGCCACUGGAUCUGGAAUUAGUCCAAUUCGGUCUCUAAUUGAAUCGGGGUUUGAUGUGGGGAAUAGGUCUGAUGUAAGACUAUAUUAUGGGGCCAGAAACCUACAGAGAAUGGCUUAUCAGGAUAGAUUUAAAGACUGGGAAUCUUCUGGUGUAAAGAUUGUUCCUGUAUUGUCUAAACCUGAUGAUAGUUGGACUGGGGAAACUGGCUAUGUUCAGGCUGCAUUUUCAAAGGCAAAGCAGAUAUCUAACCCACUGGCAACUGGUGCCGUACUUUGUGGGCACAAACAGAUGACCGAGGAGGUGACGUCAAUUCUUGUUGCUGAUGGAGUAUCUGCAGAUAAGAUAUUGAAGAACUUCUGAUAAAAGUGGAGUUUGUUUUGUCAAAUUGCUCAUCAUACUUGUCAUUAGAUUUCGGGGAGUGCUGCCGCCUGUGAUUUCUCUCAUCAUCCAAGUGGUACCUGUGUUUGUGGUGAUGGUGGUGGUGAUGACGAUGAUGGCGACUAGGCUUCUUAUGCAUUGAUCUUUUGUUUUGAUCUUCAGAAUUUUCUUCUAAUGACUUUGAUCUGCUUCUUUGAACAUUACUGUUAUAAUCGGAAUCAGACGACCUCAGCUCCACGUUAUGUGAUCGCUUAUGAUGUUUAUGGUGCCUGCUGUGGCCUUUCUUUCGUAGAGCAUCGUCACUUUUAUUACUUGACAAGUCAGAUUCACUACACUCUGAUCGUCGAUGGCGUUUGCUAUGCUUUCCAUGAUUUCUUUUCCGAACCGUACUUUCACCUUCGUCAGAGUCACUUGAAUCUGAUCUUGAACCUCGAUCUCUCAGCCUCUUGCUCUGCUUCUUCUUUCUUCUCCUCUCCUCCUCAAAGCUACUCUCGGAGUCAUCAUUACUAAAAUCACUAGACUCUGAAGACAAUUUCUUUGUUUUCCUUUUCGAACUUUUUUCUUUCCUUUUCUCAUGGUCACCAGAGUCAUAGUGAGAAUGCUUCCUGUGCUUCCUAUGAGAUCUUUUACUUGUCCUAUUACUCUCAUCAUCACUGUCAUAAUAACUGUCACUAUCAGAAACUGACCUUUUUCUAUGCUUUGUAACCUUAAGUUUUCUCUCUUUGGCUUCAGCAGCAGCUUCCAGCUUCUGCUCCCAUUUCAAAGGGGCUUCCUUUCUCUCCAUGAUCUUCUUUUUCUUCUCCUCAACCAUCUGGAUGAAUCGUUUGGUGUCCAUUUAUACUCCAAAACCAACACAAAAACUGCAUUUGGAUCAAAUGAUGACCGGAAGUGCAUCUCACAGAAGAGAAAAAUCAAAGUUAGUUCGACAAUCAAAUCAAAUAAUUAUAUUGAAUACUUCCAAAGGAUUAGAAAAACAACUAAAACGAUACUUUGCAUUUCUUAUACGUUAUCCAUGAAA